AUGGAUACAAAUGAUAUUUAUCCAGUUGAUGAUCUGCCCUUUGAGCCACUUGAUUCUGAUGUGAAUAUGGAUUACUUUUCCGAUACUGAGACAUCAGACAAAAGCAUGCCGAAUCAUACUUGGCGCCCUGUUAGCAGAAAAGUACCACAUAGUAUACGAACUGUAAGCGAUGCUGAUAAGAAACAAUUCCCAUGUGAUAUCUGUGGUAAGGUAUAUUCUCAAAAAGGUUAUUUACAUCUGCAUGUUCGUACUCACACAGGUGAAAAGCCUUAUUCUUGUGAUAUAUGUAGUAAGCGAUUUUCUCAGAAAAGUAAUUUAAAUGGACAUUAUCUUACUCAUUCAAAUAAAAAACCCUAUCCCUGUGAUCUGUGCUCAAAGGAGUUUUCUCAUAAAUGCCGUCUGAAUGAUCAUUAUCGAAUUUGUCAUUUAAAUGAAAGACCAUAUUCUUGUGAUGUAUGUGGGAAAGAAUUUACCCAGAAAGGUUACUUAAAUUACCAUUAUCGACUUCAUAAAAAUGAGAAAUCCUUUUCUUGUGAUGUAUGUGGCAAAACAUUUUCUCAGAAAGGUCACUUAAAUCAACAUUUUCGUACCCACACGGGUGAAAAACCUUAUACUUGCGAUGUGUGCCAUAGAGAGUUUUCCCAGAAAUGUCAUUUAAAUGAGCAUUAUCGAACUCAUUCUAAUGAAAAACCCUAUUCUUGUGAUAUAUGUGGAAAGGAAUUUUCCACCAAAGGGAACUUAAAUUAUCAUCAUGGGCUUCAUACCAGUGAAAAUUUCUUUUCUUGUGAUGUUUGUGGUAAGUCAUUUUCUAAAAAGUGUAGUUUGAAUACACAUUUGCGUACCCACACGGGCGAGAAACCUUUUUCUUGUGAAAUGUGCAACAGGGUAUUUGCUCACAAGUGGCAUCUAAAACAACAUUAUCGAAUUCAUACCAAUGAAAGACCAUAUUCUUGCGAUAUUUGUAAUAAAGAUUUUUCGCACAAAUUCAGUUUAAAUGAGCAUUAUAAAAUUCAUACAAAUGAAAAGCCAUAUUCUUGUGAUGUAUGUGGGAAGGAAUUUUCUCGGAAAUCGUAUUUAUCUGAUCAUCAUAGAACUCAUGCAAAUGAAAAAUCUUUUUCAUGAUUUGUAUAUAGAAAUAUUUUUUUUCCUAGGGAAAUAAAAAGUUUUUAUUCUUUUCUUAAGUUAUAUGCAAUACAAAUUUUUCUCAUAAAGUUAUACAAAAUACAUAUAUCAAAAUAUCAGUGGCAAAAUUUUUUUCUGAGAAAUGUUAUUUAAGUAAACAUACCUUACUUUAUAUACCUAAUAUAUUGUUUCUAUGAUUAUGUUAUAAACAGUUUUCACAGAAAAGCUAUUCAAAAAAUAUGUUCUCAUUUAUUAUUAUUAUUUUUGUACUUAACACAGGGAUUACCAAUCAGUAAAUAUGACCGGUCGAUAUCUGAUAAAAUCUAUGUCAAUCUGUGGUAGUUCUAGUGUUAAUAUGCAUUUCCAAUAACAGUAAUUUGAUUAGAAAUAUUAUUAUUCAUUCAAGAAAAGGCAUUACCUUAUUGAUGUAUGCAUAUAAGAAGUUUCUCGUUGAAAUUCGUUUAAUUGAACAUUAUCGCAUUUUUGUGAAUGGAAUACCUUCUAAUAUUUAGAAACUCAAUUUGCAAAGUUUUAUGUUAAAAUAAAAUUUUUUAUUAUUUGAAAAUGUGUCAAUCUCUUUAACAACACUGAAGGUGGAACUCGAAUUUUACAUGCAUUCUAUGGUUUUACAUUUUAUGAAUCUCAAAUGAUGCAUUGUGUUGGAAAAGUCUUUAAUAAUUAGUCUUAAUAAUCUAAUUUUUGUGAAUUUAAGCUUGAAAUACUUCUCCUUGUUCUAUGAAUAUUUUGUUAGAACUCAAAGAAUAAAAGGGUAGCUUCAUUUUUUCCAGAUGUUCAUUUUUUUUAAUGGUGAAUGAUAAUAUACCAUUCCAUUCCACAAAUAUGUUUAACAGGGUGGCAACAGAACUGGGAAAUCAGGGAUUUUUAUAGAUCUGGAAAAGUCAGGAAAAUUCAUAAAAAAUAUCUAAAAAAGGGCAAAUUACCGAAGAGAGCAUUUCGUUCCAAGUAUGCAUGUGAUUGGCGAUUUCACUCUUUCAUUUCUCUACAUCAAGCUUAAUGUCGCCAAAACCAUCAUAGUAGCAGCCAUCUGGGACAACUUUCAGAAGUAUGGCGACUUUUGUUGAGUUUCAUUACGAUAAAAAGAGGUAUAAGCUGAGGAAUGUUUAUUCUAAUAACUUUCCACAAGCUAAGUUAUCACUUUUCAAAGAACAGACAGAAUAAAUUUUGGUUCCACUUAUUCAAUUCAAAAUUUUACAGUGAAGUCAUAUCAUUAUUAAAGACGAUAAUGGUUCUUUCUCAUGGCAACAAUGACGAGAGAGGAUUUUUGAUCAGUAAGAUUGUCUGUGGGAGAAUAUAGAAGAACAAACACUCAUUGCAAGAAAAAAAAUUGUGUGUUGAGAGUAUUUAAGAAAAUAAUAGAAUAACUAAUUUUAAACUAUCAUUAAUAUUGAUCAGAAUAUCAGUUCGAAGAGUUGAAAAAAAAAAAAAAUCUUGAGGGAGUUCAAUAAAUAAAUAAAUUGUUUAGGUAGCUCUACAAAAGAAUUUAAAAGUUGAUAAAGAAAUUGCAAACCUCAAAAUUUUGCAAA
Messenger RNA from Argiope bruennichi, 2666 nucleotides. RefSeq names its product gastrula zinc finger protein XlCGF8.2DB-like. Gene Ontology annotation, molecular function: RNA polymerase II cis-regulatory region sequence-specific DNA binding; DNA-binding transcription factor activity, RNA polymerase II-specific. Gene Ontology annotation, biological process: regulation of transcription by RNA polymerase II. NCBI's taxonomy places the organism in Eukaryota, Metazoa, Arthropoda, Arachnida, Araneae, Araneidae. The record is from RefSeq and is a predicted model, not a curated record. Bases 1 to 1122 code for a protein of 373 amino acids. Gene Ontology annotation, cellular component: nucleus. The transcript is spliced from 2 exons.